This is a messenger RNA of Vigna unguiculata (cowpea), 1665 nucleotides long. Lineage: Eukaryota; Viridiplantae; Streptophyta; Magnoliopsida; Fabales; Fabaceae. The record is from RefSeq and is a predicted model, not a curated record.
AUGAAUGUUUUCUCUGUUUACUAUGGUCUCCUACGUGACCAGGUUUAUGGCCAUAUACUUUUAGUUGUAUACUUUAGCAAUUGCCUUGCAAUGACUAAAAGUGAUGUGUAUGCAUUUGGUGUUGUUCUUUUUGAGGUUAUGAAUUCACCUGAUUCCGUUAGCAUGGCAAUCACAAGUAACCUCGUUGAUCCUACUCUGAUGGAUCAGUAUCCUCAUGAUUGUGUACAUAAGACAUUCUUUCGCUCCCAAGACUUAUGGGACACUAUAGAAGAGGGAUUAACUAUUCCAGAAGACACUUCCACUCUUACUGCAGCUCAGAAGAAGGAGUUGAAGGAAAACAAACAGAAGGAUUCAAGGGCUUUAUUUGCUCUUCAACAAGCAGUUGAUGACACAAUCUUUCCGAGAAUAAUAGGUGCCACAAGUGCAAAGCAAGCUUGGAACACAAUACAAGAAGAGUUUCAAGGAAGUGAUGAGAAAUUCAAGGCCCUUGUUGAGAAGCAAAGUGGAAAACAGAUAAAAGUAGUUAGAAGUGAUCCUGGAAAGGAGUAUACAUCUCGCGAGUUUGACAAAUUUUGCGAAGAUGAAGGCAUAGAAAGACAACUCACAGUCGCAUAUACUCCACAACAAAACGGUGUAUCAGAAAGGAAAAAUAUGGAGAUGGCAAGAUCAAUGCUAAAAGAGAAAGAUGUCAAACUAAGGCAGUCAAAGACAAGACUCCUAUUGAAGCUUGGAGUGGAAGAAAGCCAUCAACCAAACACCUAUGAGUAUUUGGAUCUAUCUGCUACAUACAUGUUCCUGAUCAAAGGAGGCACAAGCUUGAAGACAAGACUAUACGAGGAAUAUUCUUGGGAUAUAGCACACAAUCAAAAGGAAGAAGAAAAAGUUGUUAAAAGCAGCACUUUAGUCCCAGUGCAACAAUAUCAAGAAGAAGAAGCUUCAUGUACGCCUUCUCCACCUCCAUUAGAAGAUUCUUCACUAGAGUCCACUCCAAGACGAGUAAGAUCUUUGGUAGACAUAUACGAAACCUGCAAUAUGGCCAUGAUUGAGCCUAACUGCUAUGAGGAAGCAUCAAAGCAAGAAGUAUGGGUCAAGUCUAUGGAAGAAGAGGUUAAAAUGAUUGAGAAGAAUAACAUUUGGAAGCUCGUAAACUGUCCUCAUGGAAAAUACAUCAUUGGAGUGAAAUGGGUAUAUAAAACAAAGCUCAAUCCUGAUGGAACUAUACAAAAGCACAAGGCCAGAUUGGUUGCAAAAGGAUACUCACAACAACUAGGAAUCGACUACAAUGAGACAUUUGCUCCAGUUGCACGACUAGAUACAAUAAGAGCUCUAAUAGCCAUAGCAGCACAAAAAGGAUGGAACAUCUAUCAACUAGAUGUCAAAUCAGCCUUCCUAAAUGGAGUGCUCGAAGAAGAGAUUUAUGUUGAACAACCUCAAGGCUUCAUUAAUAAAGGCAAUGAAGGCAAAGUACUAAGACUAAAAAAAGCCUUACACGGCUUGAAGCAAGCUCCUCGAGCAUGGUAUAGCAAGAUUGAUCAAUACUUCAUCGAUCAAGGAUUCAAGAGGAGCAAAAGUGAGCCAACACUAUAUAUUAAAGCACAAGGUCAGUAUCACCUCAUUGUCUCCUUAUAUGUCGAUGAUCUUAUCUAUACAGGAAACAAUUUGUAG